AAACUUUCAUUCGGCCUGACGUUUUGUCUCCUGUGUGUUUCCAGGUGUAUGAGAUCGUGGUGAUGCGCUCCGGCAGCUUUGACUCCCACCGCGUGUCUGUGGAGCGCCGUUACAGCGACUUCUCCCGCUUCCACCACAAACUGCAGGAGGAGUUCAGCGAGGAGCUGGAGGAGGUGGCCCUGCCCCGAAAACUCCUCAGCGGGAACUUCAGCCCUGAAAUCAUUGCAGAGCGACGCCUCGCCCUCCAGGACUACCUGGCUAAACUCUACGCCGUUCGCUGCAUCCGCCACUCUCCUCACUUCCCCACAUUCUUCACCGAGCAGGAGCAGAGGCGAGCGCACGGCCUGCUGCGGGCCGGACAGUUUCGGCCCGCCGCGGAGCAGCUGCAGAAGGUGUUGGAGGUGGAGGAGAAGCUGCUGCCGUGGCAGAGCCCCUCCCUGAUCGUACCCACUCUCUCCGCACUCGCCGUCUGUUACCGGGACCUGGAGGAACCAGAGCAGGCCUUCGCCACCGCUCAGAGAGCCCUGCCUCCGGUCAGACGCUAUGGACUAAAAGCCUACAGAGCGGCGCUGCUGGAGCUGCUGGUGGAUCUGGGCUACCAGCUGGGACGACCCGUGGCUCAAUUACAGGACGAGCUGACUGUCCUGAGGGACGCUGAGAGGGGCAGGGUGUCCCCCCGCUCUCUGAAGGAGUUAGUGGUCCAGCAGUUCCCCUAAGACUCUCAAGGAGUCAGCAGUCACACUCAACUUUCAAUUCUGGCCCGACAGGGCUCCUGGUGGCCCCCAGUCACUUUCUAAUUGACACUAAAAAUAAAUGGAU
Messenger RNA from Plectropomus leopardus (leopard coralgrouper), 819 nucleotides. The record is from RefSeq and is a predicted model, not a curated record. NCBI's taxonomy places the organism in Eukaryota, Metazoa, Chordata, Actinopteri, Perciformes, Serranidae.